Molecule: messenger RNA, 1239 nt
Organism: Maudiozyma barnettii
Lineage: Eukaryota; Fungi; Ascomycota; Saccharomycetes; Saccharomycetales; Saccharomycetaceae
Product: exonuclease 1 family protein
Exons: 1
Coding region: 1-1239 (412 amino acids)
Biological process (GO): DNA recombination; mismatch repair; DNA double-strand break processing
Cellular component (GO): nucleus
Molecular function (GO): 5'-3' DNA exonuclease activity; metal ion binding; 5'-flap endonuclease activity
Source: RefSeq, a predicted model, not a curated record
AUGGGUGUCACUGGAUUAUUAACCAAAUUGAAACCAAUUCAGAAACAUAUCACUCUAGAUCAAUUAUAUUCUCAAAGAUUGGCAAUUGAUGGUUAUUCAUGGCUUCAUAAAGCUACGAUCGGUUGUUCCUACGAAUUGGUAAUGAAUUUAAAUACAAAUGCAUAUCUAAAAUAUUUUAUAAAAAGGAUCGAUAUGUUAAAAAGAUAUAAUAUUAAACCAUAUUUUGUAUUUGAUGGUGCCAAGAUAAACGUUAAAGAAGGAAUUGAAUCAUGUAGAUUAGAAAGAAGAAAUAUAAAUAAACAGAGAGGUGUAUCGUUAUGGGAGACUGGGAAACAUCUUGAGGCUAUAGAAUGUUUUAAGAAAAGCGUAGACGUUACGUCACAAAUGGCUAAAUGUAUUAUAGAUUAUUGUCGUUCCGAAAAUAUAGAUUAUAUUGUAGCUCCUUUUGAAGCAGAUUCACAGAUGGUAUAUUUAGAGAAAGAAGGUUUAGUUGAUGGUAUUAUCUCUGAAGAUUCUGAUUUACUAAUUUUUGGUUGUAAAAAUUUAAUUACAAAGUUAAACGAUAGAGGUGAAGCAAGACAAAUCGAAAGAAAUGAUUUUAAUAAAUUAGAUGAACUGUUUAAUCUUGGUGAACUGACAUCUAAACAAUUACGACUUAUGGUAUGUUUGUCGGGUUGUGAUUAUACUAGAGGGUUGGAUCAUGUCGGUUUAACUUUUGCAUACAUGUUUACACAAUCUGGGAAAUCAUUUGAAGAAAUUCUUGAAGAUUUUAUUACAUUAGGGAAAAUAACAAAAGAUAAUGCGGACAUUUUAUUGAAAGAAUAUUAUUUUGCAGAUUAUUCAUUUCAAUUCCAAAGAGUAUUUUCCCCAACUCAACAAAGAAUUGUAACUUUGAAUGACAUUCCAAUUGACCACUUGAAUAAUCAAGAAAGAACCGAUAUAUUAUAUUGUAGUAUUGGGAAUGUUAUUAAUAAGUAUACAAGAUCUCGUGAAUAUAUCAAAAAUGAUGAUGAUAUUGAUCAUGAGAUGCAUAGGUUAAUAAGUAUUGGUGAAAGGGAUCCGUCUAAUUUCGAUACAAGAUUAGUUAGUAGAGAAAAAUUAAUAAAUGAAAGUGGCAAAACUCAACGUUCAAUUCAAUUUUAUUAUUCAAAUCUAUGGAAAAAAUAUGCAUCCCCAUUACCAUUACAUCCAAUAUUUAAUAAGGCUCCCGUAGGAAAUCUUUCCCUAUUAUAUAAUUAA